AUGGAAAAUAGAAGAGAUAUAAGAAAAUUUCAAAGACGUAAUGGAGAUACUUUAGGAUCACCUUUAAAUAAUAAUAAUAUUAAUAAUAAUAAUAAUAAACGAUUCUAUGAAAGAGAUGAAUUGGGUGAUAUUAAGUUAUCUUGUUUUUGGGAUAACUUUUUAAAUCAAAGUGGACAACAAAGUGAUAAAAAUACCACUGAUACUACAAAUAUAACCAAUUAUUGUGUCAAUAUCAGUAACAUUAAUACCACUAAUACCAUUACCCAAACGACUAGUAUUUAUUCUGAUGAUAGUUUAUUUAAUUUCCCUGAAACGCCACAAUCAAAAUUAAUAACACCAUCAAUAACAACAUUACCACAAUUACCAUCUUCACCCCAAUCUUCAUUAUUACUUCAAUCAACCAUUGACCCAAAUAAUAAUAAUAAUAAUAAUAAUAAUAAUAAUAAUAAUUAUAGUACACCUGAAAAAAAACCAAAUAGUUGUAACAAUUCAAUUGGUUCUUCUACUACAACUAUAACUCCAAGAACAAUUAAAAAAAAAUUAUCAUCACCAUGUACAUGUUCAAAAGGUCAUCCAAUUUUUAAAAACUCACCAUAUGUUAAUAAAUUAAAAAAUAGUAGAAUUAGUUUACCUCCACCUCCACCAUCAACAACAACAACUACAACAAUAAAAACUGAGCCAAUCUCACCAAUCUCUUCAACAACAACAAAUUCAACAAUAUCACCAAAAAUUAAAACAAUAACAAAAUCUUCAUUAUUUAUUGAAAGAAAAUUUCAAAAAUGGUUACCAAAAUCAUCAUUGAUAUUAACAAAACAACAAAUAAUGUUAAAACAAAAAGAGAAUGAAUUAGAGAUUGAAAAACAAAAAUUAAUAUUAGAUCAAAGAAAAAAACAAUUUUUAAAUGAUUUAAAGUUAACAACCAGUCAACAAUUAUUAUCAAUCACUGAAAAUGUUGAAAAAAACAAAAAUCAAUUAUUAUUAAAUCAACAAAAAAGAAAGAAAAAGAAACUUGAAAUUUCAACUCAAAGACAUCAUUUUCAUCAACAAUUAUUAUUAAAUAAACAAAUUGAAAAUAAUAAAAGAUAUUUAAAAAUUAAACAAUUAAAUGAAAAAUUAAUACAAAAGCAUAUUCAAAAUGAUAAAAAAAGAAAUAUCGAUAAUAAUAAUAAUAAUAAUAAUAAUAAUAAUAAUAAUAAUAAUAAUAAUAUUUUAAAAAUAUUAAAUCAAUUUAAAUUAUCAAUAGAAAAAGAAAAAGAAAAAGAAAAGAUAAAUAAUGAUAAUGAUAAUGAUGUUUACCAAAAUCAAUUACCAAUGAAUCCAAUUAAAAAAAUUGAUAAUUUAAAAUUCUCUCAACUUUGUCCAAAUUCAUUUUCACCCUUAACAAAACAAAUACCAUAUCUUGAACAAGCUAUUUUAAAAAGAAAAUUAAAAAGAGAAGAACUUGAAAUAAAAAGAAAAAAAGAAUUUGAAUUUGAAAAAGAAAGAGAAAAACAAAGAGAAAUUGAAAAACAAAAGAGGAUAGAAAUAGAAAAUCAAAGAAUAAUAGAAACUGAAAAUCAAACAAAAAGAGAAAAAGAAAAAGAAAAAGAAAGAGAAAGUCAAAAACAAAAUGAAAUAAAAAGAAAAAGAGAAUGGGAAGCAGUAAAAGAAACAGUAAUUUUAAAAAAUGAAAUAAAAAGAAAAAGAGAAUGGGAAGCAGUAAAAGAAAGAAGAAUUUUAAAAGAAAAUGAAACUUUAUUUCCAGAAUCAUUUAUUGAUGAUCAUAAUGGUUUUGAAAGGAAUUUAAAUAAUUUUCAAACAAAUGCACAAGUUAAGAUCUCAUUAUUAAGGUUUAAAAAUAACAAUUAUAAAAUGUUCAAUCAAUCAAAUAACAAAACCUUUAAUACAAUCGGAUUUGAUACUGAUUGUGAAUCAACAAUUAAUAAUAACAAUAAUCAUAAUCAUAAUCAUAAUCAUAAUCAUAAUCAUAAUCAUAACAAUGAUAAUAACAGUGAACAUGAAACUUCCAAAUCGCUCUCAUCUCCUAUCAUAAGAAAAAGAUUGCCAAGAACUAAUAAAAGAAAAAUAAUCAAUUCAAAGAAUGGGGAUGGAAAACAAUUUAGAAAUAUAAAUUACAAAUCUAAAAAUGUAAACAACACUAUUCCAAAUCCAAUUACUUUCACCAAUAAUAGUAAUAAUAAUAAUAAUAAUAAUGAUAAUAAUAAUAAUAAUAAUAAUAAUAAUAAUAAUAAUAAUAAUAAUAAUAAUAAUAAUACUAAUAUUGAUGAUAACGAUAAUAAUGAUGAUAAAGCUGACCAUAAUACUACUAUACCUGAUCACGAUGAUGCCUCAAACAAAUUGUUUGGACUAUUUAAAAGCAACAAACCAAUCAGCAAGUGUAUAAAAUCACCCAAACUCUCUCCAAAUAGAAAGAAAAUCUUCAAUUCAUUCAUUGAUGAUAACAAUGAUAGCGUUAUUUGUAACCAAAAUAAUUCUUUAAUCAUAUCUCCUUUAAGAAAGAGUUUUUUUAGAAAUAAAAUAAAUAAUAAUAAUAAUAAUAAUAAUAAUAAUAAUAAUAAUAAUAAUAAUAAUAAUAAUUUUAUUAAUAGUAGUUUUAAUAAUUACAACAAAGAAAAUGAUAAAAGCAAUUCAAAUAGAGAUGGUGGAAGUAGUAUGGAUGAUGGAAUAAGUAGAUCAUUAAUCAAUGAAAAUACAAGUUCAAUAGAUGAUAUUAGCAGAGAUAGUAAUAAUGAAUCAUUGGGCAUUGGUAAUACUUUAUUAUGCAAUUUAAAUUCUCAACAACAACAACCUCAACAAGAACAACAAGAAGAAGAACAACAGCAAGAAGAACAACAAUCAAAUGAAUAUAGAAAGAAAUCAUUUUGUGAAAGACUUAAAAAACUUAAUCAAAAAGAGAAGAAUAAAUUAAAUUCACUUGAACAAAAUAUUAAUAACUUUGUAAGUGAUCUAUUAAAAAGAACAAAUGAAAGACAUCAAAUAUUUCAAUCACAAUUACAAGAACAAUAUAAAUCGAGAUUAAUUUCAAUUGAAAAAGAAAAAAAAAGAUUAAAAGGAAGGGAAAGAUUAGAAAAUGAAAAAAAAAUGUUAAAGAGAGUUGAAAAAGAAAUGGAGAAAGUAAAACAAAUUGAAAAAGAAAAAGAAAAAGAAAAAGUUGAAAGUUUAAAUAUACCAUCAAGACAAUUUAAAAAUAUAUUUGGGUAUAGUGAAGAUGAAUAUGGUUGUGGUGCAAUGACUGGUGGUGGUGGUGGUGGUGAUGAUGAUGAAGAAGGAGAGUAUACUAAUGAUGGCAGUUAUGAUUAUAAUGAUACUUAUGGUGAAGAUGAAUCCAAUACUAAUUGUAAUUAUGGUGAUAGUAGUAAUAGUAAUAAUAAUUAUGAUUUCAAUGAUAACAAAUAUUAUAAAAAUAAAAAAGAUCAUAAAGAUGUAGGUAACUUUGAUAAUAAUAAUAAUAAUAAUAAUAAUAGUGACAAAAAAUACAUUAGCAACCAAUCUUCCAAAAAUGCUACACAGAAUCAAAAUAACAAAAAAAAACUCAACAAAUCAUCAGUAAGAAAGCGAUUGUAUACUCUCACCAAACGUGACUUUUAUAUUAGCUCUCCAUAUUUUCCUGAAUUUCAAGUUAUUCGUGCACCAAAUAAAAGAACUAAAAUCCCAACAAUACCAUUUUGGAAAAGUGAAUACCCAGUUUAUACCAUAGAGAAUGGUCUUUCAACUUUUUGUAGAAUUGAAACAGUGUCAACAAAAAAAAAAUGA
This is a messenger RNA of Dictyostelium discoideum AX4, 3753 nucleotides long. RefSeq lists its product as hypothetical. Bases 1 to 3753 code for a protein of 1250 amino acids. The transcript has 3 exons. NCBI's taxonomy places the organism in Eukaryota, Evosea, Eumycetozoa, Dictyosteliales, Dictyosteliaceae. The record is from RefSeq and is a predicted model, not a curated record.